GUCCUUCUUGUUUGCGGGGUUCUGGGAACUUAAUAGCCUUCCUUGCCGCUGCCUGCUUUAUAUCUUGCCUACAAGCUUCUUUUUCCGGUUAUACAAGUUCUCAAGUGACAACUUUAGAAAAACGGUUUGCGAUUGGCAGCAGCGUUAUAGGAGUAAUCAAUUCUUGUUUCGAAGUUGGCUAUAUAUGUUCUGUAAUAUAUGUCAGUUAUGUUGGAAGUCAUGGUCGAGUGCCUGUGUGGAUAUCAACCGGCCUUUUUACGAUGUCUGCCGGAUCAUUUUUGUGGGCCGUGCCUCACUUCCUUUUCUUUGAUAAGAGUAGAACAAGUUCUGUCUCCUUAAAUGAACAACUUUGUGUUUUAUCCAAGAAUACAAGCACCUGUGGUGAAGGUUGUGACGAAAAACCGUUACCUGGCUGUUCAGAAUCUUCUUCUACAGGUUAUGCCUUCCUUCCUGUCUUUCUUGUUGCUCAGCUGUUGAUUGGUGCUGGUUCAAGUCCAAUUUUGACACUAACUCCUCCUUUUAUUGAUGACCACGUACCUUCUUCCAAAGCAGCCCCGAUGAUAGCUUCACAAUAUGCAGCCGCAGCAAUGGGUCCUGUUAUGGGAUUCGCUUUAGGAGCAUUUUUACUACAGUACCCAGCUGAUGUCUUAAGCUUGAGUAAACCCUUUGCAAUAAGUCCCGAUGAUCCUGAAUGGAUUGGUGCAUGGUGGGCUGGAUUUAUUUUAUUAGGUAUUCUUGUUUUUAUUGGUGCUGUUGUACUCUUAAUGUUUCCGAGGAAAUUACAAGAAUUCAAUUGUUCCGAUGAAUCGAAAUUGAAGAAGUCGUCUAUGAAGAAUGCACCAAUGAAUAAUGGUUCUGUAUUAACUGAAUCAAGUACAAUACAGAAUUUGAAUGUAUUUGCGCCAAUGAGACUACAUAGUAAUCAUGAGAAUUCUACAAUGGAAGAUGAAGAAAGUAUUCCGGAUAAUGACUCUGAAUAUCAAAGUCCUUGGUCAGAUUUUUCAUCGUCACGACGAAGUCAACGAAGAAGUCGUAAUUCGAAUCCUCAUUUUCAAAGUCAACUUCUUGAUUCAAAAAGUACAUGGAAUGAUUUUGCUACUGUUGUCUCGUCGCUUAUACGAAAUAAAAUUUACAUUAUGGCUUGUUUAUGUAUAUGUUCAGAAAUGUUUAUUGUUAUUGGGUUUGCAUCAUUUUUACCAAAAUAUUUAGAAAUGGAAUUUCGUAUUAAUAAAUCAGUGAGCAGUUUAAUAGCUGGUGGUUUAAUUGUACCAUGUGGUGCUUUAGGUAUUUUAGUCGGUGGUCUUAUUCUUAAUAGAUUUCAAUUUCAUCGUAUAGGUGCUAUUCGAUUUGUUCUUGUAGUGAAUUUAAUCAUCUUAGCUUGUAUAUCUUCAUUUUUCUUUUUGGGCUGUGAAAAUCCUUCCAUUGCUGGUUUAACUGUAUCCUAUACAGGAGAUUCAUCUAAUUCACUUGACUUGUUGUCAACGUGUAAUGCUAAUUGUUCAUGUGAUCGAAGUGAAUGGUCUCCAGUGUGUCAUUUAGCUUCCGAUAUCACAUACACUUCACCUUGUCAAGCUGGUUGUCAAGAAAGAUUUGUAUUAAAUAAUUCUAUACAAGAGUUUCACAAAUGUGCUUGUGCAUUACAAAACAACAUGAAUCACAGUGUUUCUACACUGAACAUACCGGAUGUAACAAAACCUGGUGAAUGUGAUUUACAUUGUCAUACACUUGUUCCAUUUGUAAUUCUGUUAACAUUUUUAUUAUUCCUCACUGGUGUUAUACAAAAUCCAUUAUUAAUGGUAACAAUGCGAUCGGUUGAUCAUAAUCAACGUUCUUUUGCUUUGGGUCUACAAUUUACCAUUGUACGUUUGUUAGCUAAUUUACCAUCACCUAUUGUAUAUGGUCGUGUAAUUGAUGGUGCAUGUCGAUUUUGGCGUACAGAAUGUGGUCGUCUUGGUGAUUGUGCAUUUGUAGAUGUACAAUAUUUAAAUUUAUAUAUAACUGGCCUUGGAUUGGUUGUCAAAGGCUCAGGCCUUUUUCUCUAUUUUUUUCUACUCUACUUUCUACAUACUAACGAAUCCGCCGCCGAUCAUACAACGAAUAACAACAACAAUAAUCAUGGUUUAACCAAUGAACCGAUAUGUUUACCUGGUGAAUUAUCCAAUUCAGAUGUACCAACAAUUAUUGUUACGCAUUCAAAACUUUGACACAAUCACUCACUACUGUACAUAUAAUGCAUAUAUAUAUAUACAUUUGUAAAAAAGAUAAAAGAAUUUAUACCUGAUGAUAUUCUUUGCCUUACUGAUUGAUUGACACUGACUGACAAACUCUGUCCUCCUCCUAUUUUUGACAUGUCACACUACCAAACUAACUACUGACUACUUUGAUGAUGAUCGUGAUCAUCAUCAUCAUCAUCAUCAUUGUACAAAAUUGUCGAUGUCCUCCUGUUUAACUGCCCCUGAGCCCCCCCCCCCGCUAACUCUUUUCACCUGAGCAUAGAUUUUGUAUGAUGAAACAAUGUGAAAUAGAUUUUCUGAUGAAAAAAAAAACACACACACUAUACACAAUACUAUUUUAUGCAUACAAUAAGGAAGUUCUUUCUCUACACUGUGUGUGUGUGUACUAUUUUUAUCUUUUAUUUAUUACUUUUUUUUCGUGAUUGCUAAAUCUUAUUUCGCCUACUUUUGUUGUUAUUGUUGCUCUAUUUUAUAUAUAUAUACAGAUGAAGAAUAGUGUUCUUUCUUUUUCGUGGCAUUUGUAAUUAUUUUUAUGUACUACAACAACAACUACUACUAGACUGUAUACACUACUGUUCAACAAACUUUUGUACAAUAAAUUGAGUGAAAAAAAAUUACCCCCCAAUGUACACUGCUGCUGUUCUAUAGAAAAGAGAUGAUGUCGAUUAUGUUGAUGUUGAUAGGAUUUUCAUUAAAAUUAGGCUAACACACACACUAUUCUAAUGGAUAGUGAAAACACACAAUCAAAAUGAAAUGGUUGCUGAUGCUGCUGCUGCUGCUGCCGCCGCCUAAGAUGAUCGAUCGAGAUGAAUUCAGUUUAUUCAUUCACAUUGUUAUUUUUUUACACUAGUAUGAUGAUGAUGACGAUGAUGAUCUUUCUAUUUAAUUACUUAUUAUUAUUAUUAUUAUUAUUGACAAGGAAGAAUAAGAUGAAUUCUUUCUUUCUGUUCAACGCUUUCAUCCUUUGUUUCUUCCCUUCUUCCUUAGUUCCUUCCUUCAUUCGUUCGUUAAUGUAUAUUUUAGUGUUAUGAAUUGUUGAAACAUUUAUUUGACUACCAUACACAAUAAAACAAGAUGGUUGCUAAAUUUUUUUUUAUGCUGACCAAUUUUUUUGAUCGAAAUUUUCAUGUAUAAGAAUGAUAUGUAAAGUUAAAAUGAAAAAAGAGCAAUCAA
Molecule: messenger RNA, 3407 nt
Organism: Schistosoma turkestanicum
Lineage: Eukaryota; Metazoa; Platyhelminthes; Trematoda; Strigeidida; Schistosomatidae
Source: the annotation of a GenBank genome assembly